AUGGGUGACAGCCCGGACGCUGGGCUAUUGCCUUUACUGGGACGCAUUGAAGGAACAUUUACUUACCGUCAUUAUCAACUGACACAAGCGUUAAACGAGAAUUUAAUGAACAGUUUUGUCACUUGGUGUAUGCAUCGACUAGUGCUUAUCUCUUGUCGACCGGUAUUCACUUACCACCUGUCCGCAGUGAGUGUGAUCAUGCGCAAGGUGCUUGUGAUGUUGGAACGUCAUCAUUUGAACCUUUUCCUCGGUCAAUCCACCAGACUGCUCCGACUGUUAAAUGAUGUUUUGCAUGCCAUGAAUCGAUUCGAUUUGGGCGCACAGUCUGAUUGUUUUCAUUUCACCGUGAACUGCUUCACUCUACCGGAGGCACAACAAUUGAUUCCCAGCAAAGAUAAGGAUAAUGGUCUAAACCUGGAGACUGAUCCUAUCACACUUUUGGAUUUGCGGUCGGCGUAUCUAUGUCAAACCUUAUCCACAGCCGUGGUCAGCUUCUAUUCGUAUAUGCCUCAACUGGUCUUGAACGCCUGUCACACGUUCGGAAUGAUUGUGGAACUUUGUGAUAUACCAAGCAAACACUGCGCCUUGGAAGCGUUGUUGCACUCGGGUUCCUGUAUUCUCCCAAGCACAACCAGUCUCACAUCCACUCCGCCUUCAAUCGUACUCCUCAUGGCGGUGGAUUGUCUUCAGCGCGCAGUCGUACUAUCCGCAUCUACCCUGUCCGACUGGUUUGAGGGUCGCUUGCCAAUGCCCCCGGAUGAAAUGGCUGCUGUUGAUCUGGCCGGUUUCGAGCAAUUAGUUGUGGUCGAACGAUUGCUCAUGCAGUUUUGGACCUCCAAAACGGAACAUACCGCACUUCGUGGCGUACUCCUAGACUAUGUGGCCUGUUCAGAUGUUGCCAACAGUUCACCGGAUCACUCGAGACAGCACAAUCAUCAGGAAAUCACAAUCAGUUUGCAGGACGGCAUUUUGACAGGCCUGUUUGGAGUAUGCGAUGUUCUUCCCGAAUGGACAAACUACACGGUGCCCAGUGCAUCGCUGAUCUAUCAACUGGAAACAAACGAAUGCAAAAUGGAGUUGGUUAUUCAAAGACGGUUGGAUCGUAUCCCCGGGACUAAAUGGAAACAGAUACUCUCCGAAUUCCGUCUUCCACAGUCCGAUCCGACGGAACUGCUUCAUUACGGUCCAAUUUGGAUUCGUCUCGGUCGACUGUGGGGCGCUUUUCGUUCAGACACAACGAGAUUUGCCAGACCCCCCAUCUCAGCCGAUCAGUUUGCUCAUGUGAUCGGUCCACUUGUGCAUUCCAGUCUGAUUUCCGAUGUGCACGAGAUUGGUCGAUCGCUUCGCUGUUUCACCCACAUCCCCGCCAUGAUGCGUCCGAAUUCGAGAUUUAUGCUUUCUGUGGCUAGAAAAUUACUGCGAGAUUUGAUCAAGCGUUCCCAUCGUAUUUCCUUGUCCAAACAAGUGGCUCUCUUUCUGGCCAAUUUGUCCGCCAUUGUGGUGUGCAGACAAACCGGUUGCACACGUGGAGCCUCACUGUACUGUCGGACCUCCCAUAUUAUUCGUACCGAGCCCAUGGAACUCGCCACGACUACGGGACCGGAAGAACCUGAUCUGGAGGUUUACACAGUAGCAGAACAAAUGGAGUUGCUUAACUUACUCCUCGAUAUGCGGCACGUGGAUGUGACUUAUGAAGCUGUUGUGGAUUUAACCGUUCACCUGAGUCACCAUAUCAGUUGGACCACGAUGUCCGCAACUCAAGUUGUCGAGUUCUUGUCUCUGAUACAAAAUGAAUUGCCUCAUUACACACCUCCGAUUGUCCGUGCGAUCUACGCGCACGUCUCAGGGCGUUUGUCCAACAUUGACCUCAGCACCUGGCUGGGGGUGCACACACAACUGAUCCAAUCCAUUCACGUCCGUCCCCGUCAGGGCCCAUCAUCCGCCCUGAACGAGGCUCUUUUAGACGAGUAUCGCAUAUUGCAGUACGGUGCCUUGGGCUGCUGUCUCGGUCGACACUAUGCAAAUCUAUUGUGUCUUAGCCCGACGGGCUUUGCAUGGACAGAUUCGGUCGAUCGUCGCAACUCGGGCGAAGUGGCUGGUGUCACGUGCAGUUCUGUCUCCGAUCAUUUAAUCACCGUGGUUGCUGCUCUGUGCAGACUAGGUGUGGUGCAUCAGUACACGCAUACCUUAUACGGUGCCGUGUAUGUGCAGGUCAGUGUUUUGUGUGAUUCGUAG
This is a messenger RNA of Echinostoma caproni, 2235 nucleotides long. NCBI's taxonomy places the organism in Eukaryota, Metazoa, Platyhelminthes, Trematoda, Plagiorchiida, Echinostomatidae. The record is from the annotation of a GenBank genome assembly.